This is a messenger RNA of Recurvomyces mirabilis, 489 nucleotides long. RefSeq names its product cytosine deaminase (gene FCY1). Gene Ontology annotation, molecular function: cytosine deaminase activity. The record is from RefSeq and is a predicted model, not a curated record. NCBI's taxonomy places the organism in Eukaryota, Fungi, Ascomycota, Dothideomycetes, Mycosphaerellales, Teratosphaeriaceae. The transcript is spliced from 3 exons. The coding region runs from base 1 to 489 and encodes 162 amino acids. Gene Ontology annotation, cellular component: cytoplasm; nucleus. Gene Ontology annotation, biological process: cytosine metabolic process; cytidine metabolic process; pyrimidine-containing compound salvage.
AUGUCAGAACACGAUGCAGGUUUCAAGGCCGCUCUGGAAGAAGCCAAGCAAGGUGCAAGCGAAGGCGGCAUCCCGAUCGGCGCAUGCCUUGUUUCGAAAGAGGGAAAGAUUCUUGGACGAGGCCAUAACAUGAGAAUCCAGAAGAAGAGCGCUACUUUGCAUGCCGAAGUCUCCACCCUAGAAAACGCCGGCCGCCUCCCCGCCUCCGCCUACGAGGGAGCAACAAUGUACACCACCCUCUCCCCCUGCCACAUGUGCACUGGCGCCUGCAUCCUGUACAAACUCUCCCGCGUGGUGAUGGGGGAGAACAACACGCUUGUCGGAGGCGAGGAGACGCUCAAGCGGGCUGGGGUGGAGUUGGUUAAUUUGAAGAAUGCCGAGUGUGAGGCGUUGAUGAAGAAGUUUAUCGAGGAGCAUCCGGAUGAUUGGUUGGUUUUGAUGCGUGGGUAUGAGGAUAUUGGGGAGCCGCCGAAGAAGGGUACGGAGUAA